GGGCAUUUCUCUACCAGAAAAGAAAGUUGUAGAGUAUAUAUAAAUGGUUUUGACAAAACUUAAAAGAUCAAAAUCUUAGUUGAUAUUAGCACUGACAUUUACAACGUAGACCCUAUGGAGGGCUCAUCUUUAGGAGUUAGAAAAGGUCCAUGGACUGAAGAAGAGGACAUUCUUCUCAGGAAAUGCAUUCAAAAAUAUGGUGAAGGAAACUGGCAUCAAGUUCCUUGUAGAGCAGGCUUGAAUCGAUGCCGGAAAAGCUGUAGACUCAGGUGGUUGAAUUAUCUCAAGCCAAACAUCAAGAGAGGAGAUUUUGCAACUGAUGAAGUUGACCUCAGCAUUCGCCUCCAUCAGCUCCUAGGCAACAGAUGGUCACUAAUUGCUGGUAGGCUCCCUGGGAGAACAGCAAACGAUGUGAAAAACUACUGGAACACCCACUUGCUGAAAAAGUUCAAUCCUUCAAACAAAAACAUGAAACCAAAACCUCAUCAAAAUCCAUCAAAACCCAAUAUUAAUGUUAUCAAGCCUCGGCCUCGGACAUUAUCAAUGAAUAGUUUCCGAUGGACUUUGGAUGAAAAUACCAACAACAACAACAACAUUGCAGCAGCAACUCCAAUUAGCAACAGUACUACUUUGUCAUUAGCUGCAAGCUGCUGCAAUAACAGUAGUUACUGUAUCCCCAGUGAUAAUGACCCCGAAACGAUGUGGUGGGAAAAUUUGCUAAUAAACGACAAUGAGUUCGACGAUCAGCAGCAAUGUUCGUUCAACGAUAGCAAUCUAUGUGGGUUGGCGGACCACCAGGCCGUCAAUGAAGAAAUGGGUGAAGGUAGAAUCAAGGUGAUUGAGAAAAGCAAUGGUGGUUGGGAUGAACCUUUUUGUGAUGUGGAACUCUGGAAUGCGUUCAACCCAGAGCCAGAAAAUUGUAUCUAAAUUAUUGCUCCCUACUAGUAUUUUAUUAUUAUUGCUUGUUCCUUGGUUUUUG
Messenger RNA from Durio zibethinus, 979 nucleotides. Its product is annotated as transcription factor MYB75-like. The record is from RefSeq and is a predicted model, not a curated record. Lineage: Eukaryota; Viridiplantae; Streptophyta; Magnoliopsida; Malvales; Malvaceae.